Triticum dicoccoides is the source of this 2380-nucleotide messenger RNA. Its product is annotated as APETALA2-like protein 5. Gene Ontology annotation, molecular function: DNA binding; DNA-binding transcription factor activity. Gene Ontology annotation, biological process: regulation of DNA-templated transcription. The transcript is spliced from 10 exons. The record is from RefSeq and is a predicted model, not a curated record. Bases 430 to 1875 code for a protein of 481 amino acids. NCBI's taxonomy places the organism in Eukaryota, Viridiplantae, Streptophyta, Magnoliopsida, Poales, Poaceae.
UCUCCUCUGCUCCCCUUUCGCCCCUCGCUCCCUCCCUCCCUCCUUCCCUCCGCCGGAGAGUGAGCUAUGUUGGUGCGGCAGCAGAAGCCUUUGCUCUUCUACCACUCCAUCCCCAUCUCCAUCUCCGUCCCCAUCCACCACGAGCACGGCCUUUUUCCCUGCUCCUCUGCGCUCCUAGGUUAGGAGGAGGGGCUUUUCAAAGGGGCGAGCAAAAGAGAAAGUCCUUUCAUACCCCAACAAGGCAACCCGCUGCUGCCUUUUUCUCGCUCCCCCCUCCCUCUCCCUCUCUCUCCUCUCCCCCUCCCUCUCCCCUGCUUUCUUGUUAUCUUCAGCCCAGCCAACGAGAGCGGAGCAGAGCAGGGCAGAGGGAGGCGUAGGGGAGGACCGAAACAUCGGACAGCAAGCAGGGAGGAAGGGAAGACGGCCGGCAUGUGGGAUCUCAAUGACUCGCCGGCCGCCGAGGCGGCACACGCGCCGCUGUCCCCCUCCGUCGACGACUCCGGCGCCUCCUCGUCGUCGGCCGCCGCGGUGGUCGAGAUACCCGACGACGGCGAGGACGACUCCGCUGAGGCCGUCGUCACGCGCCAGUUCUUCCCCCCGGCCGCCCCGGGCGAGGGCGCCGCCGGGAACGGCCGCGCGGCGUGGCUCCGCCUGGCCGGCGCCCCCGCGCCCGCCGUGGCCGCGGCCGCCGGAGGAGGAGGAGGAGGAGGCGGAGGCCCCGCGGCGUCGGCGGCGGCCAAGAAGAGCCGGCGCGGGCCGCGGUCGCGCAGCUCGCAGUACCGCGGCGUCACCUUCUACCGCCGGACGGGCCGGUGGGAGUCGCACAUAUGGGAUUGCGGCAAGCAGGUCUAUCUGGGAGGAUUCGACACUGCUCAUGCGGCGGCUCGGGCGUACGAUCGGGCGGCGAUCAAGUUCCGCGGCAUGGAGGCCGACAUCAACUUCAGCCUGGAGGAUUACGACGACAUCAAGCAGAUGGGCAACCUGACCAAGGAGGAGUUCGUCCACGUGCUCCGGCGGCAGAGCACGGGGUUCCCCCGGGGCAGCUCCAAGUACCGGGGCGUCACGCUCCACAAGUGCGGCAGGUGGGAGGCGCGGAUGGGCCAGUUCCUCGGCAAGAAGUACGUCUACUUGGGGCUGUUCGAUACCGAGGAGGAAGCCGCCAGGUCGUACGACCGCGCGGCCAUCAAGUGCAACGGCAAGGACGCGGUGACAAACUUCGAUCCCAGCACUUAUGCCGAGGAGUUCGAGCCCACGGCUUCGGCCGGCGACGCCGAGCAGAACCUGGACCUGUCGCUGGGGAGCUCCGCGGGGUCCAACAAGAGGGGCAGCCUCGACGGCGGCGACGACGACGGCGCGGCCGGGCCCGACCAGCGCGUCCCCAUGGCCUUCGAGCUCGACUGGCAGACGGCGGCGGCGCGGAGCACCAAGGCCAAGUUCGACCAGAGCUUGACGCAUCACCAGAUGCCCCCUCCGCUCCUGCAAGCCUCCCACAUGCCCUUCAGUCCCAGGCAUCACCAAUUCAUGGGCAACGGUGAUCCGGGGACAGCGGGAGGCCCGUCGCUGACGGUCGGCGCCGGCGGCGGGGGCGGGCACUGGCCCCUGCCUCCGCACCACCAAUACCAGCCGCCGCCGCCUCCGCAGCAGCAGCAGCAGCAGCAGCAGCAGCAGAGGCUGCAUGGCUGGGGCAACGUCGUCCCCGGCACGAGCUGGCAGCCGCCCCAGCCGCCGCCGCACCAGGCGGGGCCGCCGCCGAACAACGCUGCCGCCGCCGCAGCAGCAGCCGCAGCAUCAUCACGAUUCCCACCCUACAUCGCCACGCAGGCGCAGAGCUGGCUCCAGAAGAACGGGUUCCACUCGCUGGCCCGCCCCACCUAGGUACCCGGAGACCAUCCGUCGAGAGCAGCCAGCGCGCGCGUCCAUCCAUCCAUGAUCCAUCCAUGGCGAAGGUCGACCGACAGGUGUGUGUGUGUUCCACCGAACCAGACGAAAUCACGGAGGAACAUCAACCAUUAUUACCAGCAGAACUGAGCUGAGCUGAACUGAACUGAACUGAGCUGAACUGAAACUUGAUUUCUUUUUUCAGUUUCUUGUUUUUAUUUCCUUUGAUUGAUUGGGCGAGCGAGAUGGAUUUGAGAGGACGGAUGGCAGUCAUGUAAAUGCGGAGUUCCCAAGAAGACGAGAGAGAUUGGUCCUAGCUACUUACUAGCUUUUCACUCGGAAGUUUCAACUCAAGUGUGUGUGUGUGUGUGUGUGGGGUGGAGUAUCUUUUGGCGCUUUUGGUUCUUGGCCAAGAGCGAUGACUUGGGGUGUCCACAUCACAGCUCAUUUUGUUUGGUCUCAUGUUGCAUCACUCACUUCAUGACCAGAUUGGUUCCGGAAA